Messenger RNA from Apis cerana (Asiatic honeybee), 2184 nucleotides. It is a transcript of the gene Taf5, whose product is annotated as TATA-box binding protein associated factor 5. Gene Ontology annotation, cellular component: transcription factor TFIID complex. The record is from RefSeq and is a predicted model, not a curated record. NCBI's taxonomy places the organism in Eukaryota, Metazoa, Arthropoda, Insecta, Hymenoptera, Apidae. Gene Ontology annotation, biological process: transcription initiation at RNA polymerase II promoter. Gene Ontology annotation, molecular function: RNA polymerase II general transcription initiation factor activity; protein binding.
GAUAAGUUGUACACACGCGCCUACGUGCGCGUUCGGACGGCGUAGUAACUGUGCGUUUCUUAUGCGGUUUAUUUGUUAACGAAUAUUUUGAUUUAUUGACAGAAAAACUCAGUUGAAAAUGGAAAACGAUAAAAGUACUAUGCUUGCAGUUUUGCAGCUACUCAGGAAAUAUAAUCUAAAGGGAACGGAAGAACUCUUUAAAAAAGAAGCAAAUCUAACAGAUAUCUCUCCAGAUGAAACUCAGCAAACUGAUUCUGAAGUGAACAGUGUUCUUUCUGCUUAUAAAAGUGAAGGAGAUCCUGCUCUUUAUGAAAAAGCAUAUAGCGAACUAAAAAAAUUUGUAGAAGGAUCUUUAGAUAUAUAUAAGCAUGAAUUGGGUACAAUUUUAUAUCCAGUUUUGGUACAUAUGUAUCUUGAAUUAGUUUAUAAUAAUCAUUCUGAAGAAGCAAGAAUAUUAUUGGAAAAAUUUGGUGGAAAUUUGGAAGAAUAUUAUCAAAAUGACUUGAAGAGAUUAUCUAAUGUAACAAAACGUGAACAAAUGGCUGGAAAUGAAUUAACUGAUACUUUUAAGUCAAAUCAGUUUAUAAUUAGAAUGUCAAGGGAUACUCUUUCUAUAUUGAAACGACAUUUACAAGAAAAAAAACAUAGUGUAUUAUUGAAUAUUAUACAAGAGCAUCUUUAUUUUGAUAUGUAUGAAGGAGUAGCUAGAAAUAAACAACAAAUAGAUGCUACAUCUGGUGCAGUAGUUGGUGAAGCAACAAGACAAGACAAUAAGGCCAAAGUUUAUUAUGGACUUUUAAAAGAACCAGACAUUCAAUGUAUGCCUCCAACUGAAGAAGAGGAAGAUGAUACAGGUGGUGUAGAUGGAGAUAAACCAAAAAAGAAAAAAACCAAAAAAGAUCCAUUAUUUUCAAAGAAAACUAAAUCAGAUCCAAAUGCUCCACCUGUUGGAAGAAUGCCUCUACCUAACUUGAAAGAUGCAGAUAAAUUGGAAAAAGUAAAAGCAUUGAGAGAAGCGUCGAAACGUGUUAUACUUGGUCCUGAUACAUUACCAUCUAUAUGCUUUUAUACAUUAUUGAAUGCAGUACAUACUGUGACAGCAGCUGAAGUAGCAGAAGAUUCAAGUUUACUGGCUAUUGGAUUCAGUGAUUCUUGUAUAAAGGUAUGGAGCUUAGUUCCACAAAAAUUAAGACUGAUGAAGACAGGGGAACAAUUACAAGAUAUAGACAGAGAAGCUGACGAUGUACUGGUAAGAAUGAUGGAUGAUCGUACAGCGGAAACGUCCAGAUCAUUAUUCGGACAUAAUGGUCCUAUAUACAAUUUAUCAUUCAGUCCAGAUAGGAAUCUUCUAUUAUCAUCUUCAGAAGAUAGUACAGUAAGAUUAUGGUCUUUACAUACAUGGACAUGUGUCGUAUGUUACAAGGGUCAUUUAUUCCCCGUCUGGUGUGUAAGAUUUUCACCUCAUGGUUAUUAUUUUGCAACUUCUUCUCACGAUAAAACCGCUCGACUUUGGGCAACUGAUUCUCAUCAACCGCUUCGUAUAUUUGCUGGCCACUACUCAGAUGUAGAUGUAGUGCAGUUUCAUCCAAAUUCAAACUACGUAGCAACCGGUUCCAGUGACAUGACAAAGGUCGAUUUCUGGCGUCGGCCGGUGCAGAUCAUCGUGUUUUAGUUUGGGAUUUAGCACAUGGUCAUCUUGUCGCAGCCUUAUCGAGUCAUUCUGGUACUAUUCAUUGUUUAUCUUUUAGCAGAGAUGGAAAUAUACUAGUUUCAGGUUAGUUAUAUUGGAUUAAUUUUUAUUUAUAUUAUGGAAGAAAAAAAUUAUAUAUCUUAUUUGUUAUUCUAGUUAUCUAAUCUAUUAUUUUUUUAGGUUCGUUAGAUUGUACGAUUAAAUUAUGGGAUUUCACGAAACUUGCAGAAGAAAUGAGUUUAGAAGAUGUGAACGUAUCGCACAAUCCAGAUGUAAAAACGAACGCAGAAACAUAUCUUCUUCGAACAUUCGCGACGAAAAGCACUCCCGUAUUGGCGUUGCAUUUCUCACGAAGAAAUUUACUCUUAGGUGUUGGAAUGUUCGAAUCAACAUAGCAAACAUAAUAAUGUUUAAACGAAUUCUAAUGAGAUAUGGUCUGGCAUCCAUUCAUCAUUGUUGUAAAAUAAGAACGUUUGUUAAUAAAUUUUUUCACA